AAAGCGACUAGUCUCUUCACGUCCUCAUCUCAUCUUCUCCUCCAAAUUCCUCUUCCACAUUUCCUCCUCCUCCUCUUCUUUCUCUCAAGAAAAUCAGUAGCUAGCCAUGGCGUCUUCUUCUUCUCUCAGGAGCACCAGCUGCCUCGCCUCCGCCGCGGAGACCGACGCCGACAACCUCUGCCUCCGCCUCGGCCCGCCGGGAAGCAGCAUCACCACCACCACCACCACCGGCGGCGCCGACCCGGCGGCGAAGAGGUCCCUCGGGGCGAAGCGGUCGCUGGAGAGCACGGACAGCAUGGCCUCCGGCACCGGAACUUCCGCCGCCGGCGACGAGCACGACGACGACACCGCCGCACCGGCCAAGGCACAGGUGGUAGGAUGGCCACCAGUGAGGGCAUACCGGAGGAACACCUUCCAUCAGGCCGCCGCCGCCGCCGCCGCAACCAAGAAGGGUGGUGAUGAGAAACAGAAGCAGCAGCAGCAGGGAGGAGGGCUGUAUGUGAAGGUGAGCAUGGAUGGGGCACCAUACCUGAGGAAGGUUGAUCUCAAGAUGUGCAAGGGCUACAGGGAGCUGAGGGAGGCACUGGAUCUCCUCUUCACCAAGUGCUUCUCUGCAACCGCCUCUGACGGAUGCAGCGAUGGCCAGUUCGCCAUUGCCUACGAGGACAAGGACGGUGACCUCAUGCUUGUUGGAGAUGUGCCCUGGGAAAUGUUCAUCUCUUCCUGCAAGAAGUUGAGGAUCAUGAAGGGCUCUGAAGCCAGGUGAUGGUCUGAUGGAUGAUCAAAGGAGACAAAUCACAGGCUAGGACACACCACAUGAGAAGAUGGAUGAUGAAUCAGAGAUCAUGAAUCACAUGGCAUGAGAUGAAUGGGAUCAAGAAGGGAGCAGAGGACUAGAAGAGCCCUGAUGGCUUGUGCUCUUCGUUGCUGUACAGAGAGAGUUUAGGCACUGCCUUGUUUCAGUGUUUCUGAAUCCAAGAGGGACAAGAUGUAUGAACUGUGUAUAUAGUCUUUUAAUUAGGCUCAUUUCUUUUUUCAGUUUGAGUUUUGUACUGUAUGAGCGAAGGCUGGAAAAUAUGAAAAAAGGGAGAAAUUUGACUUAAGCUUGGUCAUUUCUCCACACCAAAGA
Molecule: messenger RNA, 1129 nt
Organism: Oryza sativa Japonica Group (Japanese rice)
Lineage: Eukaryota; Viridiplantae; Streptophyta; Magnoliopsida; Poales; Poaceae
Source: RefSeq, a predicted model, not a curated record